Molecule: messenger RNA, 1950 nt
Organism: Lachancea meyersii CBS 8951
Lineage: Eukaryota; Fungi; Ascomycota; Saccharomycetes; Saccharomycetales; Saccharomycetaceae
Source: the annotation of a GenBank genome assembly
AUGUUGACACGCCGGCUGGACUGCUUGAGCCGACACAGCAGAAACUUUACUACCAAAGUACUUUCUAGCGAGAUCAAAGAAAGGUUUAGCUUUGCAAGCAAUUCCGUUCACAUCAGGAACUUGCCAAAUACUAAUGCAUCUACAAAAGUCACUUUGAAUGGAUGGAUCGACAAAAAACCCAAAAAAGUUGGUAAAGACCUUAUCUUCGGCACCUUACGAGAUACAAAAGGUGAUUGUAUUCAACUAGUGGAUUCUCAGUUGCUUUUAAAAAGCGCAAACGUCGAAGACGUGGUGCAAGUUGAGGGACAUUUAAACCUUAAAAAGACUAACGAUGACAAAGCGGCACCCCAGUACGAAAUACAGCUAUCGCAUUUGAAGGUCUUGAACAAGUCUGGCAAAAAACCUUCCCAGUUACUGGAUUAUAAAAAAGAGGGGAAUUAUCCUCCAGAUCUUAGAUACCUCCAACUUCGUCUGCCUAAAUACCAAGUAUUUCUGAGAAAAAGGCACGAAAUAGCACAGAAUGUUAGAGAGCAUCUCAACUUGGCUGGGUUUACCGAGAUAGAGACACCGAUUUUGUUCAAAUCAACGCCAGAAGGUGCCAGAGAAUUUUUGGUGCCCACAAGAAAUAAAAUAAACAGCGAACCUGCCUUUUAUGCUCUGCCGCAAAGUCCCCAGCAGUACAAGCAACUGCUCAUGGCCAGUGGUGUCGAGCGCUACUACCAAAUCGCUCGUUGUUUUCGUGAUGAGGACCUAAGAAGCGACAGACAACCAGAAUUCACUCAAAUUGAUAUGGAGAUGGCCUUUUCCUCAGGCGAGCAAGUGAUGGAACGUGUGGAAUCCAUGGUCACCGAUACGUGGAAAAAGCUUUCGUCUAGCGGGAAGUUACACACUGUGAAUAGAGGUAAAAUUGUUUCAAUUAACGAUACCCAGUCGGUAACCAAAAUGACAUAUCGCGAUGCAAUGACUCGAUACGGGAUUGAUAAACCCGACCUCAGAUUUCCCAACCUUAAGAUUAUCGAUUUGAAAGAGUUCAAGGCCUAUGGUGUUGAGAAUAAGAAUUUUCCAGUUUUCGAGGUUCUUGUUUUGCGUAAUGCUUUUGACACCAUGGAAAACUAUAAGAAGAACUGGUCAAUACUCUCUGAUGAACACCAAUACAACUCUAGAUCGCCAAUUGUGGUACCAAUCGAUUCUAUAGAGAUGCAAAACAAUUGGUUCGAGAAAUUCAUGCCAAUAGCUAAUUUCGAAAAUCCUACCAUGAUGACCCGCUUCUUAAAUAUCAAGCAAGGAGAUAUCGUUUGCGGUGCAACAAGACAGCCCAACCAUACUCUAUUUGAAAAUCCUACUCCUCUUGGACGUUUAAGACAAUUGGUAACGCAAACGGAACUCGGUUCUAAGCUUUACAAGGAAACGGACCAUGCAGUAGCUGCCUGGAUUGUUGAAUUUCCUCUCUUUGCGCCGUUGGAACAAGAAUCUACGCCAGGAAGCAAAAAACAACGAUUCCCUGUAUACCGUGAGGGGGAAUUCACCUCCAGCCAUCACCCAUUUACCAUGGUCAAUUUAAAUGAUCUGGCUAAGCUGCAAAAGGAUCCAUUAAGCUGCUCAGGUUUGCAUUACGAUUUCGUGGUCAACGGUACCGAACUAGGCGGUGGUUCUACAAGGAUUCACGACCCUGAACUGCAGAAUUAUGUGUUCAAGUCAAUUCUCAAAAUCAAAAACCCUGAGAGAUUAUUCGGCCACUUGCUAACGGCAUUUGAAUGUGGGACUCCUCCUCACGCUGGAUUUGCAGUUGGUUUCGAUCGCAUGUGUGCCAUGAUGUGUGGAACAGAUAACAUUCGUGAUGUGAUCGCCUUCCCAAAAAGCAUUAGUGGUUCAGAUCAAGUAGUUCAAAGUCCCAGUGCUGUCCCAGAAGAAAUUUUGAAGGAAUACAACAUUUCCUUUUCCACGAAAUAG